Spodoptera frugiperda (fall armyworm) is the source of this 2589-nucleotide messenger RNA. RefSeq lists its product as uncharacterized. The transcript is spliced from 9 exons. Lineage: Eukaryota; Metazoa; Arthropoda; Insecta; Lepidoptera; Noctuidae. The coding region runs from base 250 to 1662 and encodes 470 amino acids. The record is from RefSeq and is a predicted model, not a curated record.
UAUGGUCCAUAAAAGUGGCCAUUUUUUUUUGAAAAAAAAAGUGGGAAGGGAAAAAUAGAUGUCAAAUAUUUCAAGGCUACAGUGUGAUGAUUCCAUUUUUUUCCAAAGCAACGUGAUAACGUUUUCAACAAAUAAAAUAAAUAACAUAGUAGUGUCCGGGACUAGAGGUUACAAUCCAAUUCGAUGUGUUGUGUUCGUUUCGCCGACUGUAAACAUUCAAAAGUUUGGGGAACCAAGUAAGAAAGGAAGAUGGGAUAUUAUUGCACGGUCCCGCAAUGCACGUCGCUCGCCGGCAAGACGAAAAACGUGAAAUUUCAUCGGUUUCCUCGUGACGUGACUAUGGCAGACAAAUGGAACUUGAUUCUGAAGCGAGGCAAGCCGUAUACGAAGUAUUCAAAAGUUUGCAGUCUACAUUUCACCCAGGCUGAUUAUAACGUCACAACUAUGGGUAAGAAUAAAGGGCAAUGGAAGACGUUAAGCAAAGAUGCCGUGCCCUCCCAGAACUUGCCAAAGCUGAACCCUGACGGCACAGUCAUGGUUAUCAGGAAGAGUCGCACUGUCAAAUACAGGGAAGGAAAGAAGGAUGAUAUUCAUGGAGAGAAGACAGACAAAUGGCCAAUGAACCUUGGACCCCACAGUGUGCUGCAGACCACAACCGACCCACACAUGGUCUGUGACCCACAGGACAAUAAUCUCUCAUACCGCUACCCCACAUUAAACACAAUGAAUCUAUCCCCUCAAAUAACAAACCCCCAUCCCUCUAUGAAGCCGAAGAAACAGGAUGCAUUCAUGCAAACCGAUCCAGUGCAGUCAGAAGAUGACGACUCACAACCGAACAACAGUUACAGCGAAGUAUCAGAGAAAUAUCCAGAAAUCGACUAUCAAACCUACCAAAAAGAACAGGCAUACGACAAAAAAUAUGAAGCUAAAGACUACACGAACAAACCAGACGAUUACAUCCCGCAAACAAACGAGGAAUAUAAUAAAGAAGCUGAGAAAUACGCUUUAGAAAGAAAAUCUCUAAACGGAUACGAGAAACCAGUUGAUUUUCCGAAGCAAGUCGACGGUUAUCCGAAAUUGGACGCGUAUCCGAGCUUCGAGAAACCGUUUCGUCCCGAUUACGGGUUCCAAAAUUAUCAGGAUAGUGUGGAGAUUCUGAGGAAUCAACAGCAUAAUUUGCAAAUGCUUCAAGAGCAACACAGGAUCAAUGAAAACCAGAAUUUCUUUAACGAAAGUCAUAUAAAGCAAGAGAUUGACAUUAAUGUGGAUGAUGACAAAUUCGCUUAUGAAAGGAGUAAGGAACAACUUGACGCAGACAUGUAUACUUCAAGGAGACUGGAGCAGCAGCGCGCCAUCCUAGAACAGAUACAGCACCAGGUCAAACAGGAGCCAGACACUCCUAAUGGAUGUGAGAACGUGAUGCAGCCACAGGGCAGUCCGUACUACCCGACCAACAACCACAACAACGUCACGGGCGGUUACUACGAGCAGGUACCCCGGCCGGGUCCGGAGAUGCUCAUCGCCAAACAGAACGCACUCGCCGCGCACACGCAGCUAUGGCAAAACACAAUGAAGCGGCCAUUCUUCUACAGUGAAAGUCCGCACUACAACACCACGCCGAUCCUACACAGAUACGAGGACAUCCCAAGAAUACUUCAGUGAUGAAACAUUCCAAAGUUUCGCAGAAAAAACCUAAAAUUAAUGAAGAAAUAAAAAAGGUAUAUUGUAUAAAAAACAAAAUAAUUCUCUUCGCGACGAUAAUCUCUAUAUCGUUUUAUUUUUUAAAUAAUAAAUAAUAGUUAAUAAUUAAUUAUUACCUAUUAAUAAUAAUAUAUUUUUUAUUAUUAUUUUUAAAUAAAUUAUAAGUUUUAUUUCUUUUUAGCGCGCGGUCCCUUUGUAGUUGAAUAUUAUAAAUUAUAAAUAAAUAGAUCGUAUAUUUAUUUUUGUUAUUUUUUAUUCUUAUUAUUAUUUUUUAUUUUUAUUUUAUAUUUGUAAGGGACCAAACGUUAAAUUACUAUGCUACUUGUGAUAUAUAUGUUUGUUAUUAGUAUUAAAUGGGAGUAUAUUUUAGAUUUUUCGUUUUUAUAUAAGAAAUAUAUUAAAAUUUUUGAUUUCGUGAAAGAAUAAAAUAGUAGACAUUUUUUACUCAGGACUAGUUAGUUUUAAAAGGAAUAGGGAUGAUGAUGGGGUAUGGAAAUUAAAAAUCUAUUUAGUCCGUCAGUUAGGUAAUGGAAAAAUAUUACGUACAUACAUAACUUCACGCCUGUCUCCCAUGGGGGUAGGCAGAGACACUGAACAGGAAUUUUGGGAAUUCUCAUGUUUUUUUUUUUUACUAGAACCUAUAACCCAUUGUCACAAUGUCACUUGUAUCUCUUUGUUAAAAAAUUUCGUGUAUAAUCUAUACUAGCGACCCGCCUCAGCUUCGCAUGGGUGCAAUGGUGAUAUAUUACGCAUGUAUUGUACAUAUAAACCUUCCUCUUGAAUCACUCUAUCUAUUAAAAAAUCCGCAUCAAAAUCCGUUGCGUAGUUUUAAAGAUUUAAGCGUACAAAGGGACAUAGGGACAGAGAAAGUGACUUUGUUUUAUACUA